Molecule: messenger RNA, 185 nt
Organism: Symbiodinium pilosum
Lineage: Eukaryota; Dinophyceae; Suessiales; Symbiodiniaceae
Source: the annotation of a GenBank genome assembly
GUGCGAAUGCUUUUGAAUGAGUUGGAUGUGAACGUGGAGCCCCGCCCUGGGGUGUUCGAGGCAUUCAAUUCCGAAGAAGAUGGCACCGUCUCAAUUUCAGAGCUCGUGUCUGGCUUGAUGCGAUUGCGUGGAGACCUGCACAAGGUGGAUCUGGUCAUAGCGCAGAUGGGCCUAGAAAACCUGCA